Molecule: messenger RNA, 2307 nt
Organism: Misgurnus anguillicaudatus (oriental weatherfish)
Lineage: Eukaryota; Metazoa; Chordata; Actinopteri; Cypriniformes; Cobitidae
Gene: noxo1a
Product: NADPH oxidase organizer 1a
Biological process (GO): superoxide anion generation
Cellular component (GO): cytoplasm
Molecular function (GO): protein binding; phosphatidylinositol binding; superoxide-generating NADPH oxidase activator activity
Source: RefSeq, a predicted model, not a curated record
AAAAGUCAAGAGCAGAUGUGCAUCCAUCAGAUAUCAGAGAAGAGCUGUGGUGGAUAUAUAAUACAACUAAACAGCAUUUUACCGGCUCACUAUGGACGAGCAAAGAUACCCGGUCAAUAUUAGGCUUGUUGGUGUGAUGCACUUACAAAGAAAUAAAUUGUACAUGACUACUGUUCUGUGGUCAGAUCAAAAUGAGAUCACUGUCUACAGGUCCCUUAAAGACUUUCAAAAUUUGCAUCGACAACUCAAGAAGAAAUUCCCUUCAAAUCCAAUGAAACGUUCGGAAAGGAUUGUUCCCAAGUUUAAAGCGGUACGAGUCAUUAAAAACAUGCAGAAGUGGAACCCGAGCAAGUCGGUGCUCAGGUUAAAAGCUCUGGAUGAAUAUUGUACUGAAUUACUCAAGAGUGACGCUCGUAUCUCCCAAAGCCCUGAACUCAUGCAGUUCAUCCAACCAAAUCCACAGGACCUAAAUUCAGACUUGAGAAAAAACAGUAUCGUGAUCAUGCCAUCAGAGACGUCUUUGGGUACAAAUGGAGUUAAAUCUUCAGCCGGGGACAUAACUCAACCAUUUGUUACUGAAAUGUACCGAUGCUUGGCUACUUACGAGACCAAAGACACCAAAAACCGACCCUUUAAAGUCAAAGCAGAUGAGAUUGUGGACGUGCUCAUCAAAGACAAAGGAGGAUGGUGGCUGGUGGAGAAUGAAUCGAAAAAUCUGGCCUGGUUUCCAGCUCCAUACUUAGUGAGGGCAGAGAACGACGAUGAUGAUGACGCUGAUGUGAUACAGGAUGAAAGUGUUCUCUAUGUUGUGUCCCGAAGUUACAAAGCCACAAACAGUGAUGAGAUAUCUGUUCAGAUUGGUGCGGUGGUGGAGGCAUUACAGAAAUCUGACAAUGGCUGGUGGUUAAUCAGAUACAACCAAAAGGCUGGUUACAUACCAUCUAUGUACCUACAACCUUACAACAACCCACUGAUUCGCAUCACGCCAUUUCAGAAGGAGAAAUCUAGCUCCACCCUUGACCUUUCAACCCUUCAGGCUCCCGGUGUCUCCGACCGUGAGCUCAGUAAAUCCCAGGGCAACCUGUAUCUGCCCUCAGGAACGGCCCUGACCCCUGGAGAUAAGCAGAUGUCACGUUCACUGGCCGUACUCAGGGAUACGAGCAAAAGGCACCAGACUCCACCAUCCAUCCGCGUUGAAUUUGCCGAGAGCGGUCCGCAAGGCAGUCUGAGUGAUGACAGCGAAGAAUUCAGCUUCAGUGAUGACGGCAGCUCUUCAUGCAGCGAUUCGCUGGACAGAUCCUUCCGGAGUUAUACCCCAACGUCCAAGACUUCAGGCAACCUUAGCCCCGAUAGUGCCAUCCAAAUCAAGAUGACGGCCAGCAUAUCCGAUCCAUGCCUCACCAAGAUGCCCGGCACACCCAAAGUACCACCCAGACCCAAAGUUCAAGAGAUACUCAAUCGCUGCACCACUGUCACUUGCAAGAACUUGGUGAGAACCGGUUAGGAAAAAAACAGAACUCAGAAGAAUGGCAAUCUGAAUGUGACAUUGCCAGGAAUACAGAUUGGUUUGCUGGAGUGAAAGCUUUGUGUUACUAGAAACAUGUAUGAAACAAAUGUGUUUAAUUAUACUUAAUACGUUUCACGCAUUGCUGAAAUACUUAAGUUGAUGGGCAUUAAUCAGAAUGAAGCUUAAAGAAAGAUUCUUGCAAUUGAAUGACAAUUGCACAUUUAUGCUAUUUAUACUUCGGGGCGGUUUCCCAGGCAGGGCUUAACCUAAUGCAUAUUUGAGCUGCUUUAAUUCAAAAGCAUCUUGCACCGACAUAUCUUAACAUACAUCAGUGCCAUUGUUUUGUCUCAAGAUGCACAUCAGUAUUGUUUAUUGUAAGGUUUGUUUGUUCAAAAACUACUUAUAUAACUAAGGCCUAGUCCUGAAUUUAUCUAAACCCUGUCCGGGUAACCGCCCCUUAAAGUUUAACUUUUUAUCUUGGUAUAGAGAAUAUAACCCUACUAAAGCUGUAAGUUAUGUAUUUUAGAUGCAAUUCUGUCUGGAUGAUAACAGAUUAUUUUUUAACUAAAUAGAAAAUGAGAGAAACAGCAUGAAUAUAAAUUUUAUAUUGUUUAUAUACUUUUUCAAAUAUUUAUUUAUUUCCAAGAUCUCUCCUAUUUUUUCUUAAAAAGUUCCUUCCAUAGUGGAAAUUAUCACCUGUGCCUCAUAUGCAUUAUAUACCUGUACAUGUAUAUACAUGAAAAUAUUAUAACCUUGAGUCUGUUGUGUCUGUACUGCAUGCAAUAAAUGAGUUAUCAGUU